Messenger RNA from Rhincodon typus (whale shark), 5044 nucleotides. Its product is annotated as FERM domain-containing protein 7-like. Gene Ontology annotation, cellular component: cytoskeleton. The transcript has 12 exons. Gene Ontology annotation, molecular function: cytoskeletal protein binding; guanyl-nucleotide exchange factor activity. The record is from RefSeq and is a predicted model, not a curated record. Lineage: Eukaryota; Metazoa; Chordata; Chondrichthyes; Orectolobiformes; Rhincodontidae. The coding region runs from base 1 to 2031 and encodes 676 amino acids.
AUGUGGUACUACUGGCUGUCCCAGGUGAAUGCCCUCAUGGGUGUUGUGAAGCUUGCCAGUACCUCACUGCAAAAAGCCACCGGAAAGACUCUUUUCGAUUGUGUCUGCCAACGCUUGAACCUUGUUGAGGAAGAUUACUUUGGAAUGGAGUUCAAUGAUCGUUAUGGGAAUGUGGUUUGGUUGGAUCUCUUAAAACCUGUUCUAAAACAAAUCAAAGGGGAGAAGAAGGUUCUGUUCCAAUUUGUAGUGAAGUUCUUUCCACCUGAUCCAGGACAGCUCCAAGAUGAAUUGACAAGGUAUCUCUUUGCUCAGCAAAUCAAACGGGACUUGCUUGCUGGAAGACUUCACUGCAAUGACAACAGUACCGCACUGUUACUGUCUCACAUCAUCCAGGCUGAAGUCGGUGAUUUUGAUGAAGAACUGGACCAAACACAUUUACAAUCCAAGAUAUAUGUUCCAAACCAGCAAUGGCUGGUACACAAAAUAAUGACUUUUCACCAAAAGCUCGUAGGGCUGACCUCAGCAACUUCUGACAUUCGCCUUCUCGACACAGCACGGAAACUGGAGAUGUAUGGUGUCAGGCUCCAUCCAGCCAAUGAUGGUGAGGGAACACAGAUCAAUCUGGCUGUUUUGCACAUGGGCAUAUUGGUCUUUCAGGGCAAGACAAAGAUCAAUACAUUCAACUGGGCCAAAAUACGCAAGUUGAGUUUUAAGAAGAAACAUUUCUUUAUCAAGCUCCACUCCAACAUUUUUACCGCCUCAUGCAAGGACUCUUUGGAAUUCCUGAUGGCAAGUCGUAAUAUGUGCAAGCAGUUCUGGAAGACCUGUGUUGAAUAUCAUGCUUUCUUUAGGCUCCCUGAAGAACCCAGAUCAAAACCCAAGCCCAUACUUUGCAGCAAAGGUUCCAACUUUCGAUACAGUGGAAGAACUCAAAAGCAACUGGCUGACUAUCUUAGCAAAGGAGAUUUUAAGAAGGUGCCAUUUCAAAGGAAGCAUUGUAAUGUACAAUCUGAGGAAGAUUCAGCAGGAACCGGCCUUGAGGUGGGGGUACAGGACAAGGGAUCGUCACAUGAUCUUCGGGGCAUUGGGCAACCAGGAGACGUCCAGCAUAAGGUGGGGCCGAGGGCAGCACAGAGACGGAGGAAGGAGUCGGCAGUGGAGAUUGUGUUCAGCACUGAACUGGAGAGGUCCAAGCCCGAGGCGGACAUAGCAUUAGACCUUCUCUCCAGCCGCGAUCUCUCUGCUCCCUCCGUCAGCGACGCUGAGGUAAAGAAAGAUCCAGUGCAACUGCAAAAAAGCAGCUUAGAGUUUCUGACUAACCGUACCCCGAAGGAAACAGAUCCAGGAGGCUUGACAGGUGGGGACUCGCCCAAGUUCACAAUAGGGAGCCAAUGCCUUGGCGAUAGUUUCCCCAAUUCGGACAGCUCAACGGACGGAUCUCUCCAACCGACGUGCUGCACGUCGACAGACAAAGAAAUUGUUCGACUUUCGGGCAUAGCCCGCCCAGUCAGCUUGCCCGCUUCCAGCUUCUUAGCCAAUUAUGGGUUCUACCAGCGGGCUGUGAUGAGGGGGAGCUACGGCAGUACACUGAACGCCGUGAAGGAGGAGGAGAACCAACAGGAUGACACUCGGCUGCCUUCCAAAAGAUCUCGCAGCCAGUCCGAUGUGAAGACCCUCGGCCUAGUCCAUGCGCCGGAGUUACGGCCCCUGGCUCACUUCUUGCCCUUGGGUCGGAGACAAACUCUCGGUAAACUGGGUCCUGUACACCUAGUGCACGGGAUGCUGCAACGCAGAGAGGUCCUGCAGACAACAGAACGAUACAUCAGCAGUGGCACAGAAUCCAGCGACUCAGACUCGGAAAUUAUCAGCGCCUACUUCCAUCCGCGUCCAUUCGGCAAAGCUCUUCGAUCCUCCGCACCGAAGGGAGGUCGGUUUGCGUCAGCCAGCUUCCAGUCAGACGAAGCAGCCUCAUUCGAUCGGAAUUGCGCCGACAAGCUCAGACACCUGACGAUCUACACCGAUUUCAUUUAGUUUGGGAUGGACCCGCCUUCACAGCUUCCUGCCCCAUCACCAAUCCCCAACCGUUGUCUUUGCCAUCACUCCUGACCACGAGUUGACUGUUGUUGGAGUUCUGUAAACAUCUCCAUAAGAAAAUGACCCGAACCGUGAGAUUGUGUGCUGGAGUCUCCCUGGUCUCUCUUUCAUUAUUAUGUUGUCUACUGCGAUGGGCGCGUUCCAUGUAGUUCGUGCACAGUAUUGGUUAUUUAAACAAUUCAUUCAUCUACUGUCUGAAUGAUAACUUGUGCAUCAAGAAUCUUUCUGUCCUCUGUUAAACAGCAACCACCUAAUGUUAGUGAUCCUUUUUGGAGUUAGACUUAGUUAAUUAACCAGCAUUACUAUUGACUUAAGGGCAAUUAUGUCUGCUGCUGUAGUAACAGAUUUAACAUCAUUCAUGGUAGUUACAUACAAGUUCCUCUUAUGCUACCACAAAACGUGAAAUAGAGAAAUAUUAAAGGCUAUGGCACAGAUAAAAGCUGUGGAAAUGUACUGCAUGGUCGAUAUCAGGUAUACUUGCAGGGCUACCUCAGCACAAGUUGUAGUGACACAUGUGAUAUACAAUCUUGCAGACAGAGAGAGAUCAUGGAAUGAUAGAAUCCCUACUGUGUGGAAGCAGGCCAUUCGGCCCAACAAUCCUCCAAAGAUUGUCCCACCCAGACCCACACCCCCUACUCUAUCUCUGGAAGCUUAUGCAAACAUGGGGAGAAUGUGCAAAGUCCGCCCGCGGGUGGAAUCAAACCCACGUCCCUGAUGCUGUGAAGUGGCAGUGCUAACCACUGAGCCACUGUCCCAUCCUGUGGGAUCAUUCUGUCCCUUUGCUCCCCUCUCUCCUGGCUGUACCAGGAUGCAUUUUUAGAGAAGGAAUGUUUUAACCUCUUGCACAUUGUGUUUUGAACUAACAAAUACAAAGCAGUCUUUCUGGCAAGGAUAAAUGUUUAUUUCUGAAAACACCUGAAAUGUGAUCACAAAAAACAUAUUUUGGAUACUCAGAUAUAGGAUAAGAAAAUAUUUCUAAAAGGUCCAACUUGCAAUUAAAUUUGACAAAGAGUUAAAAGAAUAACAUCAUUUUCAAUUAGCUCUCAAGAUAAUAGUUGAAACAUUGCAGGCUUGAAGAAUUCUCUCAAUAUACUGGGGAGAAAUGAAGGCCAUGUGUUUCUGGUGAAGAAUUCACACAGGUUCACCCCAAACAGCAGCAAGUUUCUGGCUUUCCAGACAAGGUCAAAGUUCUCUUAAAAUUAAGAACUAUUUUCUGGAAGUUAGAACAAACAAACCCAAAUUCUUUGUUUAUGUUGACUCUUGAGGCGGUGUUCUCUCUUGUGUUGGUCUACAGAUAGUUUUCCUUUGAUCUUCACAUUCUAGACUGAGUCACUAGAUUACCUUUGUCCACUAAUAACAUAUUGGCCAUUUCAAAUCAGUUUCAGUCAUGUGACAGUAGUGGCAUAUUCCUACAAUGGCAGAUGGGUGAUGGCAGAUAAUUGUUACACAAUGAAGAACAUUAACAUUCCUGUCUUGAGUAACCUCCUCACUAUCUUUAUUUGAAUGUUAAUCUUUGUGCGGCCAGCAUAUCCAAUGGACAUUGAUGUUUUAAGUCUCUUCAAUUAAAAUGGAAAGGACAAUCACUAACAUCUGGGAAGGCUAUUUACAUUUUAUUUUCCAGAGACAUUAGAAUCAUAGAAUCACAACAAUGUGGAAGCAGGCUAUUCAGCCCAACAAGUCUACACCGACCCUGCAAAGGGCAACCCACCCAGACCCAUCCCCAUAAUCCUGCAUUUACCAUGGCUAACCGCAUUAGCCUACACAUCCCCGGACACUCUGGGCAAUUUCCCAUGGCCAAUCCACCUAACCUGCACAUCUUUGGAGUGUGGGCAGAAACCAGAGCAAACCCACUCAGAACGUGCAAACUCUACACAGACUAUCACCCAAGGCUGCAAUAAACCCGAGUCCGGAGUGCUGUGAGGGAGCAGUGCUAACCACUGAGCCAUGUUGCCAUCCACACCAUAUCAGGACAUGAAGUUGUCCCCGUCAGUGAAAACAAAACUUCAAAAGGAGUUCACCUGACCCAAAGGAACCUAUUUUGUCAAGAUGAGUGUCCACAUUUCAUUUUAGCUUUUACAAGUAAAGUGUCCAGCAGCUUAACACAUCUCAUACGAUGUGACCGUGACAGAGCAUAUGAACCUACAACUUCAUGUUUGACCCACGAGAGUGGUCCAAAGAAAAUGCUUUAUUGUCGAUAUUGUACUCCACCUGCUAAAAACCUGAAGCGUUGUAGGAUAACCUCCAGGCAGCUGUGUCACAGUUCUUGUUUUAAUGUGCAAACAGAGUCCUGAGCUAAACUCCCAUUCGCAACCAUCCUUAAAUGACUGUAUCAAUGUGAACACUUUAGCAUAAUUGCAACAUACGUAACAGUUUGCAGGGAGCACUGUAAUGGUGUAACCCUGUAUGAUGUAUAUGCAAUACUGCAUUUUACCAGAAGUUGAUUAGUUGUUAUGGCAUGGGACUCAUUCAGUCCAUUGAGACCAUGUCACUUCUCUGUAGAACAAUUCAGUUGGUCCCAGAUCUCGUCAUUGAAAAGGAUACAGUCAGAUGAAGGAAAAAUAGGAGGGAAGGUUCUGUAUUUUUUUCUACCCCUUAUCAGGAAAUGUGCUUCAUGGAAUCCAUUAAUAGGUUGGAACAAAUAUUUUAUAAAACUGCCCAUUCAUUCUAACAUAACGCAGAGUACUUAACUGAUGAGUGUGGGACAGAGUUUCAGAGGCACAAGAUUGCCAUUACUUUAGCCUGAGGUUUCCUUUUGUAAGUAUUAUUGUAUAAACUUUCUGCCACAGCAAUCACAGACUGGCCAGCUGCAUCCAGCAUCUUUUUUGGGCUUAUUUGAAAAUUGCUGCUUUUGUUCCCCGUCUUUAGGACCUGUGAUUUUCACACAUCCCUCAAAGACAUACUAUCAAUAUUCCGCUGAGUGAAAGUUCCAACUCCGCCAAGAAUGCAAACU